AUGGCGGAAGAAGUUUACGACGGUGCCAUUGGCAUUGAUUUGGGCACGACCUACUCCUGCGUUGCCAUCUACGAGGGUAACAAUGUCGAGAUCAUCGCCAACGAGCAGGGUAGCUUCACUACCCCCUCGUACGUCUCCUUCAACGAGAAGGAGCGUCUGAUCGGUGAGGCUGCCAAGAACCAGGCUGCCAUGAACCCGAUCAACACCGUCUUCGAUGUCAAGCGUCUUAUCGGCCGUCCUUUCGAUGACCCCAUCGUCAAGAAGGAUAUCGAGUCGUGGCCCUUCAAGGUCGUCGAGCAGGGUACCAACCCCAUGGUCCAGGUCGAGUACUUGGGCGAGACCAAGACUUUCUCCCCCCAGGAGAUCUCCGCCAUGGUCCUGACCAAGAUGAAGGAGAUUGCCGAGGUCAAGCUUGGCAAGAAGGUUGAGAAGGCUGUCAUCACCGUCCCUGCCUACUUCAACGACAACCAGCGUCAGGCCACCAAGGACGCCGGUGCCAUCUCUGGCCUCAACGUCCUCCGUAUCAUCAACGAGCCCACUGCCGCUGCCAUUGCCUACGGUCUGGGAUCCGGAAAGUCCGAGAAGGAGCGCAACGUCCUCAUCUACGAUCUCGGUGGUGGUACUUUCGAUGUCUCCCUCCUGAACAUCCAGGGUGGUGUCUUCACUGUCAAGGCUACCGCCGGUGACACCCACUUGGGUGGCCAGGACUUCGACAACAACCUCCUGGAGCACUGCAAGAAGGAGUUCUUCCGUAAGACUAAGAAGGACAUUAGCAACGACCCCCGUGCGCUGCGAAGACUCAGAACCGCUUGCGAGCGUGCCAAGCGUACUCUGUCCAGCGGUGCCCAGACCACCGUCGAGAUCGACUCUCUCUUCGAUGGUGAGGAUCUCUUCCUCCAGCUCACCCGUGCUCGUUUCGAGGAGUUGAACGCCAAGGCCUUCGCCGGUACCCUCGAGCCCGUCGCUCAGGUCCUCAAGGACGCUGCCUGCGAGAAGAAGGACGUCCAGGAGAUCGUCCUGGUUGGUGGUUCUACCCGUAUCCCCAAGAUCCAGAAGCUCCUCAGCGACUUCUUCGACGGCAAGAAGCUCGAGAAGAGCAUCAACCCCGAUGAGGCUGUCGCCUACGGUGCCGCCGUCCAGGCUGGUAUCCUCUCUGGCAAGGCCACCUCGGCCGACACCUCCGACCUCCUGCUGUUGGAUGUCGUUCCCCUGUCCCUUGGUGUCGCCAUGGAGGGUAACAUCUUCGCCCCCGUCGUCACCCGUGGCCAGACCGUCCCCACCAUCAAGAAGCGAACCUUCACCACCGUCGCCGACAACCAGCAGACCGUCCAGUUCCCCGUCUACCAGGGUGAGCGUGUCAACUGCGAGGACAACACCUCCCUGGGAGAGUUCACCCUGGCCCCCAUCCCCCCGAUGCGCGCCGGUGAGCCCGUCCUGGAGGUCGUCUUCGAGGUCGACGUCAACGGUAUCCUGAAGGUCACUGCCACCGAGAAGACCUCGGGCCGCAGCGCCAACAUCACCAUUGCCAACUCUGUCGGCAAGCUGUCGUCUGCUGAGAUCGAGACCAUGAUCAGCGACGCCGAGAAGUUCAAGAACACCGACGAGGCGUUCAGCAAGCGCUUCGAGGCCAAGCAGCAGCUCGAGUCGUACAUCGGCCGUGUCGAGGAGAUGAUCUCGGACCCGACCAUGUCCCUCAAGCUGAAGCGCGGCCAGAAGGAGAAGAUCGAGGAGACCCUCAGCGAGGCCAUGGGCCAGCUUGAGAUCGAGGACUCCAGCGCCGAGGACCUCAAGAAGAAGGAGCUGGCCCUCAAGAGGCUCAUGACCAAGGCCAUGUCUUCACGAUAA
Neoarthrinium moseri is the source of this 1845-nucleotide messenger RNA. RefSeq lists its product as uncharacterized. Bases 1 to 1845 code for a protein of 614 amino acids. Gene Ontology annotation, cellular component: cytosol; nucleus; plasma membrane. The transcript is spliced from 4 exons. Gene Ontology annotation, molecular function: ATP-dependent protein folding chaperone; ATP hydrolysis activity; heat shock protein binding. Lineage: Eukaryota; Fungi; Ascomycota; Sordariomycetes; Amphisphaeriales; Apiosporaceae. The record is from RefSeq and is a predicted model, not a curated record. Gene Ontology annotation, biological process: vesicle-mediated transport; protein refolding; cellular response to unfolded protein.